AUGGUUCUGAUAUUUCAUGUACUAGGAUGUAUGCUUGGUGCUUGUCGGAAUCACAACGUGGCGGGCCCCGCAGAUAUUCUUGCUGACGAAAUUCUCCGAGAUAAAUUCGGAGUUCUCAAGAGAUUUGAUAAUAGCAGCGGCAGCAGCGGCAGAGGCAGCAGCGGCAGCGGCGAGAGGGUGGAUGCUUUGGAUGGAGAAAUCAGAGUGGCGAUACGUAAAUUCGAAGAUGCAAUCGAAUCCCAUGUCUCGAAUCAGUUUCUUUCUCAAUGUCGAGAAACCCAUAAUGGGAGUCAUCCAUUGACAAUACUCGCCCUAGAUAUGAAGGAAGUGAAGCACGAGAUCGAUUCAUUCAACGAGACGAUCAAGAAGAUGGAGGGCGAGUGCAUUAACGAAUUGAACAAUCUGUCCCGUGAAGAAGACGACGCCGUUUCAUCGAUAAUUGGUUAUGUUGGUACGAAGUGGAAUAUGGUUGGAUUUUCUGAUCAAUUUCAAGAAAUCCGAACGUGGCUUUUGGAAUAUCCAACGGAUCCUCAACGCCUCGUGUCUGCAUUAUCUCUUGUUGGAAUGACGGGGAUUGGUAAGACUACUCUUGCCGUGCAACUUUUUGAAGACCCGUUAGUCUCGAGUUAUUUCGACGUUCGUGUGUUUAUCACCGUACGACAAAAAUGUGACUUAAAAGAGAUUUUGCAAGGUAUUCUAGCUCAAAUGAAUCUCGAGAUUGAUAAAAUGCUCGACGUGGGAGAUUUGAAAAGAAUUAUGUACCAAAAUUUGAAGGGUAAAAAAUGCCUCUUUGUUUUGGAUGAUGUAUGGAAUAUGCAGGUGUGGGAUGUCUUGAGGAGGUGUUUGGUGAAGAAUGAGUUUUGCCCUCCCCAACUUGAGAAAGUUGGAAAGAAGAUUGCCGAAAAUUGUGAUGGUCUUCCUCUUCUAAUCGUCACAGUUGCCGAAUUCUUAUCCAAAGCCGACAAGACCACUGAGUACUGGAAGAAAGUGGCAGAGAAAGAAAAUUCGAUUUUCAUGGAUGCAAAUGAUCAAAUGAUGUCAAAGGUACUAUUUUCGAGCUACAAAUACUUAUCUCAAUAUUCAAAGGCAUGCUUUAUGUAUAUGGGAGUUUUCCCUCAAAACUAUGAAAUUCCGUGCUCCAAGCUCUUGAAGCUAUGGAACGCUGAGGGAUUCCUCGAACCAACUCCAAGAGGCAUUGUGAUUGACGAGCUUGUUUUGAAAAGCCUUGUUGUGGUCCACAAGAAGAGCUGGAAUAUGUGCUAUAUAUCACCCGGUUUCGGAAUCAAUACUUGCGGUCUCCAUUCCGUGUUUUGGAAUCUGUGUAACAGAGAAGCCGAGAAGAACAAAUUUUUCCAUGUCGUAAAUCGUAAUCAGGACACUACGACUUUAGUGGAGGGCAUAGAGCACCACCGUCGACUGUGCAUCCGCAAAGGAGUUCUGUUUGCCAUCAAAGAUGUAAACAAGUCAAUAUCAUCUAAUUCAAACGCGCGCUCGCUCCUGUGUUUUGGUCCGUACCAAAAAUAUCCAGUACCAAUAUGUUUCGAGUAUUUAAGGUUGCUCAGGGUAUUUGAUGCCCUUACAAUUCGUAUGUACGAGUUCCCAAUGGAAGUACUGAAACUAGUUCAGUUAAGGUACCUUGCCCUCACUUACGACGGAAAACUCCCUCCUUCCAUAUCCAAACUUCGGAGCCUUAAGUACUUGAUUAUCCUUCGACAUUUAAACAUCAUUAAAUCUUGUAUAAGUUCUUCAUAUUUGCCAAAGGAGAUAUGGGAUAUGCAAGAGCUAAGGCAUCUUCACAUCACGGGAUGCAAUCUCCCAGAUCCUUGUGGCGCUGGCUUGAGAAACCUCAGAACGCUUUUAGAUGUAAGCCCCCAUUGUUUUACAAAGGAGCUUCUUGCAAGAUUCUAUUAUCUAUCAAGUUUACGUAUUCGAUUUGAUUUGGCGCCUAAUUCUUGUGAAUCAUUCAACUUGUUUGAUCUUAAUUCUCAUCUUCGUUUAAGUUCACUCAAAUGUAUCACAAUGAAUCCUAUUCCGCGGUCCGAGGUUUCGGUUCCUCCACCUCCUAUUCGUCCGGGUUUCUAUUCAAAUCUUAGCAAGUUGAGUUUGAGUGGGUUUGGAUAUCCAUGGGAAUACAUGAAGUUGAUCUCUCCAAUGCCGUAUCUACAAGUGUUGAAGCUGCGAUGCUAUGCCUUUCUAGGGGCGAAGUGGGAAACUCAAGACAAAGGAUUUCCGUACCUUAAAGUUCUCGUAAUUGAAGACUCUGAUCUGAUGCAAUGGACGGUCGGGAUUAAAGCAUUUCCAUGUCUUGAGCUCCUGACCGUGAAAAAUUGCCAUAAACUAGAAGGAAUCCCUCGUGAUUUUGCCGAAUCGGAUCGUCUAAGUAUUGAGCUCGUUGAUUGUAGCCGUUCGGCUUCGGCUUGUGUGAAGAGAAUGCAAGAGGAACAACGGAACAAAGGAAGGGAUUUCCUUAAAGUUUCUGUCACUUCUUCAUGGGAUACAUGA
Erythranthe guttata (spotted monkey flower) is the source of this 2502-nucleotide messenger RNA. Lineage: Eukaryota; Viridiplantae; Streptophyta; Magnoliopsida; Lamiales; Phrymaceae. The record is from RefSeq and is a predicted model, not a curated record.